AUGAAGAUUCUGCUCUUGAUUUGCUUAUUAUCGGCAAGCGUCUGCUUUGGCAAGCCCUUGGAUGGGUUUGAUCUUCCAUAUGCGGCUGGAGAUUAUUCCAACAUUCAGGCUGUCAAUGGUUUGUUGAGAAAUGAACUUUUCGAUGAAAUAGUACCAGAUGAGCAUUUAGAGGACAGUUAUUCUAAGUCAGACAUUUUGGUGCCAAAUGAUUUGGAUAACAAGGAGAAAUUUGUGGCUGAAUCGCAGAAUUCCGGAGAUCUCGAAAAUGAACUGCUUCCACCGUCGGAUUCAGAAAGUCAGGAUCUAAGGCAGGCUGAAGAAGAAAACGAAGAUUGGAGAACACAAGAAAAAUUACCGCAAGGAGAAGAGCGAUCUCUAAUAAUCCGCGUCCGCCACAAGGGCUAUCAGAAGAAGAUACAGAAGAUCAACAUCCACCACAAGGACCAUCUCAAGGAGGACAGGAAAACCAACGUCCAUCUCAAGGAGAACAAGGAGACCAACGUCCACCACAAGGGCCGCCUCAAGGAGGACAAGCAGACCAACGACCACCACAAGGAGACCAACAUCCACCACAAGGACCAUCUCAAGGAGGACCAGGAGACCAACGUCUUCCACAAGGACCACCAGGGCAAGGAUCACAAUAUCAGCGUCCACCACAAGAGCCGCCUCAAGGAGGCCAGGGAGACCAACGUCCACCACAAGGGCCGCCUCAAGGAGGACAAGAAGACCAACGACCACCACAAGGAUCUCCUCAAGAAGGACAAGGAGACAAACGUCCUCCACAAGGACCACCAGGGCAAGGAUCGCAAGGUCAGCGUCCACCACAUGGGCCGCCUCAUGGAGGCCAAGGAGACCAACGUCCACCACAAGGAUCGCCUCAAGGAGGACAAGGAGAUCAACGUCCACCACAAGGAGACCAACGUCCACCACAAGGAUCACCUCAAGGAGGACAAGGAGACCAACGUCCACCACCAGGACCACCUCAAGGAGGACUCGGAGAUCAACGUCCACCACAAGGAGACCAACAUCCACCACAAGGACCACCUCAAGGAGGACAAGGAGACCAACGUCCACCACAAGGACCAUCUCAAGGAGGACCAGGAGACCAACGUCUUCCACAAGGACCACCAGGGCAAGGAUCACAAUAUCAGCGUCCACCACAAGAGCCGCCUCAAGGAGGCCAGGGAGACCAACGUCCACCACAAGGGCCGCCUCAAGGAGGACAAGAAGACCAACGACCACCACAAGGAUCUCCUCAAGAAGGACAAGGAGACAAACGUCCUCCACAAGGACCACCAGGGCAAGGAUCGCAAGGUCAGCGUCCACCACAUGGGCCGCCUCAUGGAGGCCAAGGAGACCAACGUCCACCACAAGGAUCGCCUCAAGGAGGACAAGGAGAUCAACGUCCACCACAAGGAGACCAACGUCCACCACAAGGAUCACCUCAAGGAGGACAAGGAGACCAACGUCCACCACCAGGACCACCUCAAGGAGGACUCGGAGAUCAACGUCCACCACAAGGAGACCAACAUCCACCACAAGGACCACCUCAAGGAGGACAAGGAGACCAACGUCCACCACAAGGACCAUCUCAAGGAGGACCAGGAGACCAACGUCUUCCACAAGGACCACCAGGGCAAGGAUCGCAAGGUCAGCGUCCACCACAAGAGCCGCCUCAAGGAGGCCAGGGAGACCAACGUCCACCACAAGGGCCGCCUCAAGGAGGAAAAGAAGACCAACGACCACCAUCAGGACCACCUCAAGGAGGACAAGGAGACCAACGUCCACCGCAAGGACCACCUCAAGGAGGACAAGGAGACCAACAUCCUCCACAAGGACCACCAGGGCAAGGAUCGCAAGGUCAGCGUCCACCACAUGGGCCGCCUCAAGGAGGCCAAGGAGACCAACGUCCACCACAAGGAUCGCCUCAAGGAGGACAAGGAGAUCAACGUCCACCACAAGGAGACCAACGCCCACCACAAGGACCACCUCAAGGAGGACAAGGGAACCAACGCCCACCACAAGGACCACCUCAAGGAGGACCAGGAGACCAACGUCCACCACAAGGACCUCCUCAAGGUGGAUCAGGAAACCAACGUCCACCACAAAGUGGACCAUCACAAGGAUCAUCUCAAGGAGGACCAGAAGCCCAAGAUGCUCGAGAGGAGAUUGCUUCAAAUACUGUGA
This is a messenger RNA of Toxorhynchites rutilus septentrionalis, 2187 nucleotides long. Its product is annotated as golgin subfamily A member 6-like protein 26. Bases 1 to 2187 code for a protein of 728 amino acids. The record is from RefSeq and is a predicted model, not a curated record. The transcript is spliced from 3 exons. Lineage: Eukaryota; Metazoa; Arthropoda; Insecta; Diptera; Culicidae.